Messenger RNA from Drosophila biarmipes, 2151 nucleotides. Its product is annotated as bifunctional purine biosynthesis protein ATIC. Gene Ontology annotation, molecular function: IMP cyclohydrolase activity; phosphoribosylaminoimidazolecarboxamide formyltransferase activity. Bases 120 to 1892 code for a protein of 590 amino acids. Gene Ontology annotation, biological process: 'de novo' IMP biosynthetic process. Lineage: Eukaryota; Metazoa; Arthropoda; Insecta; Diptera; Drosophilidae. The record is from RefSeq and is a predicted model, not a curated record. The transcript has 6 exons. Gene Ontology annotation, cellular component: cytosol.
CGCGAUUGCAAUAGUUCACAGCUAAAUCUGGAGUGGUAACACUUUUCACCUUAAACGUUUAUUUCGCGAUUUUUGCCCAGCGGUUCAGACGCAGUCAGCAGAAAAUCAAGGCAUCAACCAUGAGUUCCAGCAAGAUUGCUCUCCUCAGUGUGUCAGACAAGACGGGUCUGCUCGACUUGGGCAAGAGUUUGGUGGCCCUGGGCUUUGACCUGGUGGCCAGUGGAGGCACUGCAACCAGCUUGCGUGGCGCUGGCCUGAAGGUGAAGGAUGUCUCGGAGAUUACCGGAGCCCCAGAGAUGCUGGGCGGCCGUGUCAAGACCCUCCAUCCGGCUGUGCACGCUGGCAUCUUGUCCCGAACCACUGACUCUGACCUGGCUGACAUGCGCAAGCAGGGAUUCGAUCUCGUCCAGCUGGUGGUCUGUAAUCUGUACCCCUUCGCUAGCACCAUAGCUAAGCCGGAUGUUACGCUGGCCGAUGCUGUGGAGAACAUUGAUAUCGGAGGUGUUACCCUGCUCCGUGCGGCGGCCAAGAAUCAUCAGCGGGUUACUGUUGUCUGCGAGGCAGUGGACUACGACCGUGUGUUGUCAGAGCUGAAGGCUUCGGGGGACACAACUGUGGAAACUCGCCAGGCUCUGGCUCUCAAGGCAUUCACCCACACAGCCAGCUACGAUGACGCCAUAUCGGAUUACUUCAGGAAGCAGUAUGGAUCGGGUGUGUCCCAGUUGCCUCUGCGUUACGGCAUGAAUCCACACCAGAAACCGGCGCAGUUGUACACCCAGCUGGCCAAGCUGCCCCUCACGGUACUGAAUGCCUCACCAGGAUUCAUCAACCUGUGCGAUGCCCUCAACGGCUGGCAGUUGGUCCGAGAAUUGAAGCAGGCUCUUCAGCUCCCGGCGGCCACCAGUUUCAAGCAUGUGUCUCCGGCUGGAGCAGCUGUGGGAGUGCCUCUCAAUGCGGCCCAGGCUAAGCUCUGCAUGGUUGACGAUCUGUACGAGCAACUGACGCCGCUGGCUACGGCCUAUGCUAGAGCCCGUGGAGCUGACCGCAUGAGCUCCUUUGGCGACUUUGUGGCCUUGUCCGACGUGUGCGAUGUGGUCACCGCUAGGAUUAUCUCACGAGAGGUUUCGGAUGGCAUUAUUGCUCCCGGCUACGAGCCAGAAGCUUUAGAGAUCCUUAAGAAGAAAAAGAACGGUGGAUAUUGCAUUCUGCAGAUGGAUCCCAACUACGAGCCUUCCCCGGUGGAGCGCAAGACCAUUUUUGGACUUACGCUGGAGCAGAAGCGCAACGACGCCGUCAUUGGCCCCUCGCUCUUUGCAAAUGUGGUGAGCAAGCGUGGCCCUCUGCCCGAAGCGGCUGUGCAGGACCUGAUCGUGGCCACCAUUGCCUUGAAGUACACCCAGAGCAACUCGGUGUGCUAUGCCCGUGAUGGCCAGGUGGUAGGCAUCGGAGCCGGCCAGCAGUCGCGGAUUCACUGCACCCGUCUGGCAGGCGAGAAGGCGGACAACUGGUGGCUGCGUCAGCAUCCCAGCGUGGCCGGCAUGAAGUUCAAGGCGGGCGUAAAGCGGGCGGAGAUCUCCAAUGCGAUCGACAACUACGUAAAUGGAACGGUGGGCAAGGACAUGCCCCUAUCGCAGUUCGAGGGAAUGUUCGAUAAGGCGCCAGCCCAACUGACCAGCGAGCAGAAAGUGGAGUGGCUGAAGCAACUGAGCGGUGUGGCCCUGGGAUCCGAUGCCUUUUUCCCCUUCCGUGACAAUAUCGAUCGUGCCAGUCUGAGCGGUGUCUCCUACAUCGCCAGUCCUGCUGGCUCCACCAAUGAUGCUGGUGUCAUCGCCGCCUGCGAUGAGCACGGCAUCAUCAUGGCCCACACCAAUCUGCGAUUGUUCCACCAUUAGUUCGAUGCAGUCGAAUAUUAACGCUUAUAUCAAACUAAUCAAAAAUAACCCAAGUGAAAAGACAUUCUGAAAAUAGGAAGCAAAAGCUUAUGUCUGCAAUACGAGAAAUACCCUUUUUAUACCAACUAUUUUUGAUAACGUUUUUAGUGUUUUAAGAACUUUUAUACUAUAGAUGUAACGAAUCCUUGUUAGACAACCCCUUAAACUGCCCUUUGUCCAUUCCAAGUACAAUAAAACCACUUGCCUUUAGUUAAACGAA